Molecule: messenger RNA, 2221 nt
Organism: Musa acuminata AAA Group (dessert banana)
Lineage: Eukaryota; Viridiplantae; Streptophyta; Magnoliopsida; Zingiberales; Musaceae
Product: probable cytokinin riboside 5'-monophosphate phosphoribohydrolase LOG4
Exons: 7
Coding region: 292-927 (211 amino acids)
Biological process (GO): cytokinin biosynthetic process
Cellular component (GO): cytosol
Molecular function (GO): hydrolase activity, hydrolyzing N-glycosyl compounds
Source: RefSeq, a predicted model, not a curated record
AAGGGUUGUCUGUGUUCUUAUAGAAUAAUAUCACUUUGUCUAUAUUAUAUCAAGAGAGAACAACAGUAUAGGUGAAAAACUACACUGAUUGGAUUGGCACAAAAGGAAACAUACUGUUAUGGUAAAUUUUCAUCAGAUUCAGAGAGAGAGAGAGAGAGAGAGUAGGGGAUAAAGAGGGGAGGAUGGUGAAGGAUUCAUGCUGCUAUGAUCUACAACACAAAGUACUAGUUGUUUGAGCAGGAAAAUUUGUGUUCAUUGCUUCUUCCCCUUGGGACUCUCAUUCUUGAGGGGAUGGAAGCAAGCCAGCAGAAUGCAGUGGGAGGAGGAAACAAAGGGAGGUUCAGGAGCAUAUGUGUUUUCUGCGGGAGCAGGCACGGAAACAGGACUUCCUUCAGUGAAGCAGCUCUUGACCUUGGAAAGAAACUGGUAGAGAGGAAAAUAGACCUGGUUUAUGGUGGUGGAAGUGUCGGCCUAAUGGGGUUGAUAUCUAAAACAGUCUUUGAUGGUGGCUGCAAUGUUCUCGGGGUCAUUCCUACUGCCCUCUUGCCAAGUGAGAUAUCAGGAGAAACCAUUGGAGAGGUGAAAACAGUUGCAGACAUGCAUGAGAGGAAGUCAGAAAUGGCUAAAAAUGCUGACGCAUUUAUCGCGCUUCCAGGUGGUUAUGGAACCAUGGAGGAACUUCUUGAGAUGGUAGCUUGGUCUCAGCUUGGCAUCCAUGGCAAACCAGUUGGGAUACUGAAUGUGGAUGGGUACUACAAUGAUUUGCUUGCAUUAUUCAAGAAGGGAGUGGAGGAAGGCUUCAUAGAAGACUCAGCAAGUCAGAUUGUAGUUUCAGCAGACAAUGCAGAAGACCUCAUCAGGAAAAUGGAGGAAAGACUGGGAGAGAAGAGGAUGAGGGAGACAAGCAAGAAGAGGAAAAUAAGCUGACAGAGCUCAAGUGCAUGUGCUUGGUUCUAACAUUUCAGGUGUAUUUUUUGUGUAGUGGUGGUUCCAAUUUGGUUGUUUGUUUCCAAGAGUAUGUGGACCAGUGGAAGUCUGCUACCAGUGGGUGGGCAUAUAUAGUCUCCCAGCUUCAUUUCACCACUCCUCUCUGUAAAUGUAUUAUUACAAACUGUAUGCACUAUCUGUCAAAUUGUGAUUAAUUGCAGGAUAUGUAUGUGAAUCUCUAUCGUGUCAAUUUAGUCCUGUUCUAAUCGCUAGAAGUUUUGAAGUACUUGGAAUUGAGUAAUCUGCUAUGGGCUUUAAUCCCAUGUUAAGAAUUGAGAUUAAGUCUGCUACUUGUGAGGAGAGAGAUUGUGAGCAGCACAGGAAUUGCCCUUUUCUUACCUGCUUGUCACAACACAUUGCUUAUCUUUCAAAGGCAAUGCACUAAUAAAUACUUAAUUUGUGGACCAGGACAGACAAUGUUGUCAACAUUAGUUCCCUAAGUUCUAGUUUUAGUAUUACAUUUUUAUUAUUUUUCAAUCAUAAAGUAUAAAUUCAAUGCAUGAGACUUCCUCCAACAAAUAAAUAUACACAGCCUUAUCACCAUGGAGAUAAAAGAAGAUCAAUAUACCAAGCCUUACCACUACAAGUACAGUGUUAUCAAUAAUUUUUUCUAAUCUAGGAUAGUCAAUAUACACAUGUUUUCAUAACACAAAGACUAAGCUCUUGCCAUCCAGAUCGCAAAAGAGCACCCUUAUAGUUAUAGGAAGAUCAAUUUACGCACACUUUUCCAACAAAAAAAUACAGCUAUUUUCAUAAGCUUUGGUCAUCUAGAUCGCAAAAGAGCACCCUCAUUGUUUUCAUUAUAGAUUGACUUCAAAAAUAUCGGUUGUUUAUUAUUAUUAUUAUUAUUAUUUUUUCUUCUUUUUAGUACAUUGGGGUAACAAAGAGAGAGAGAGGGAGAUCACAUGUCUGAAUGCAUAGAAGCAGCCCAGCAUCCAGAACCAUCAUAAAAAGGUGUAGCUUAUCUGCCCACCUUUUUACUAAAAUAUGAGAGAUUUACAAAGAUUUACAUCUCAAUUCCUCAAAACUUGAUUUUUGUGAAUCAGUCAUAAAUCAAGUGCAAACAGAAGAUACAACAAGAAAUGACUCUAAUAUUGAUCUAAUUGCAUCCAAAUUGAAGUCAUUAAAUUAACACAAAUAUGCUCGAAUUUAUCUAAUUUUUAGAGAAAAAUUAACCAGAUUUUCAAUUUCAAUGUUCUCUUGAAAAUACUAGUAAUUUCCCUUCAAUGAUUGC